Molecule: messenger RNA, 2538 nt
Organism: Solanum tuberosum (potato)
Lineage: Eukaryota; Viridiplantae; Streptophyta; Magnoliopsida; Solanales; Solanaceae
Product: putative receptor-like protein kinase At3g47110
Exons: 2
Coding region: 129-2372 (747 amino acids)
Biological process (GO): protein phosphorylation
Molecular function (GO): protein kinase activity; protein binding; ATP binding
Source: RefSeq, a predicted model, not a curated record
ACCUUUACUAUUUUAACAAUCAUACAUUUGCAGGUAAAAUACCAGACGUAAGCAAUCUCGUUGAAUUGGUUGAAAUUUACUUGGGUCUCAACAAGUUUACCGGUGCACUUCCAACGGAACUCUUCAACAUGUCAGGGAUGAGAGUGAUCGAACUUGUGCGAAAUAAUCUGACAGGAAGCGUCCUCCCAUUGAGCAUAGGUUCUAUGUUACCCAACAUUGAAGGUCUUUAUCUAUCUAGUUUAAAUCUUUUUGGAACUAUACCUCAUUCUCUCUUCAAUUGUUCCAAACUCAUUUAUCUUGACCUUUCUUAUAACAAACUAACCGGUUUGAUCCCAAACUCUUUCGGAUAUAUGACUCAUCUAAAGUACCUAGGCUUGGGGGGGAACAAUUUAAUGAGUGACACUAGGUCGAGCUUCUUUUCUUCCUUAUCAAAUUGUAGAGAAUUACAAUUUCUUGAUGUAUCGUUGAACCCGUUGAAUGUUGUGCUUCCAGUUUCAGUUGGAAAUGUCUCUCUUGUAAAGUUAAUGGUUGUUGAAUGUGGACUUAAAGGGGAAAUUCCGAAAGGAAUUGGGAACUUAAGUAGCUUAAUAGACCUCGAUCUCUCUGGAAAUGGUUUGGUUGGAUCAAUUCCCACAACAAUUAGCAACUUGAGACUCCUUCAGAGUCUUAAGUUGAGUGGCAAUAAACUUUCUGGAUUUAUCGGAGACAAUCUAUGUAAAUUGCAGAACCUGGGGUAUAUACAUUUGGAUCAAAAUCAACUUUCAGGAUCUCUUCCUAAUUGUUUCGGGAACUUAACUUCCCUUCGGGAGAUAUUUUUAGGUACCAACAAGUUGCAUUCAAACAUUCCAGCUAAUUUAGGAAACCUCAAAAAUCUCCUAAACCUUGAUUUAUCCUCGAACAACUUGACUGGCUCUUUACCUCGAGAAAUCGGAAGUCUAAAGGCCAUGAUACAGAUGGAUCUUUCGAUGAAUAAACUCUCGAAUGGCAUACCUGAAGAAAUUGGUAGCUUGCAAAAUCUGAUACACCUUUCAUUGAGAGACAACAAAUUGCAAGGUUCAAUUCCUAGCUCAAUGAGCAGCAUGUCAGCUUUGGAAUAUCUAGACCUUUCUCAUAACAAUGUCUCGGGAUUAAUUCCCAAGUCUUUGGAGAAGCUUCUAAAUCUCAAGUAUUUCAACGUUUCAUUCAACAAUUUGGUUGGUGAAAUCCCCUCGAGCGGUCCUUUCAAGAACCUAUCCAGUCAGUCUUUCAUAUCCAAUGAAGCAUUGUGUGGUUCUUCAAGAUUUCGUGUCCCCCCAUGCCAUAGUGGAACUUCAAAGCAUAGAUCCAAGAGAAAAAAAGUACUUGUUUUGAUUCUACCGGUUGGAAUUGCACUUGUAUUAGUGUCCAUCGCCUUUGCGUUUGUAUGGAUAAAGUAUAUAAGAGGAAAAUCAACUGAUCCUCAACUAGGAGUUGAUCCGUCCUCUUUUGUCUCAACAAGAGGAAGAAUUUCAUACUAUGAAUUGCUCCAAGCAACUGAUUCACUCAACGAGAGCAAUUUGAUUGGUUCAGGGAGUUUCGGCUCUGUUUACAAAGGCAUCCUAAGAGAUGGGACUUUCAUUGCAGCUAAAGUGUUCAAUCUACAAUUGCAAGCGGCAUUUAGGAGUUUCGAUACAGAAUGUGAAGUUUUGCGCAAUCUUCGCCAUAGGGAUCUCACCAAAGUCAUCACUAGUUGUUCCAACCUUGAUUUUAAGGCGUUGGUACUCGAAUACAUGUCCAAUGGGAGCCUCGAUAAGUGGUUGUAUUCACACAACUACUUCUUAGACAUCAAGCAUAGGCUGAGUAUAAUGAUUGAUGUAGCAUGUGCAUUAGAAUAUCUCCACCAUGGCUGCUCAUUGCCCGUGAUACACUGUGAUUUGAAGCCUAGUAACAUCUUGUUGGACGAGGACAUGCUUGCACACCUAAGUGACUUUGGCAUUUCAAAAAUGAUUUCUGAAGAUGAGAGUGCUUUAUACACUAAAACUUUAGCAACAUUGGGUUAUAUCGCACCAGAGUAUGGAUUGGAAGGAAUGGUGUCAACCAAAUGCGAUGUUUAUAGUUAUGGGAUAAUGUUGAUGGAAACAUUUACAAGGACAAAGCCUAGUAAUGAGAUGUUUGAUGGAGAUCUUAGCUUAAAGCAAUGGGUGAGCAAUUCACUCCCACAUGCAGUAAUGGAAGUUAUCGAUCCCAACUUAAUAACACCACAAGAUAAUCACUCAGUGAAAAAAAUUGAUUGUGUGGUAUCCAUCAUGAAAAUAGCAAUAAAUUGUUGUGUUGAAUCUCCUAAAGGAAGGAUUGACAUGAAAGAUGUUGCCGCGAGGUUAAAAACCAUCAAGAUUCAACUUCUUGAAUGUUGAACAAGUUCUCAGGUUUAACAAAUGUUUGCUAGAACAUUGAUCCUUUAAAUAUGCUAUAGAUUUACAUCUUUUCAUCACCAACAUAGAGAACAAAUGUUAUGUAUACCUCUUCCAUCUUGAAUUUUUGAAGUGGUUUUAGUCUAAUCCCCCAUUACUUUAUUUUAUA